Messenger RNA from Megalobrama amblycephala (Wuchang bream), 1432 nucleotides. Its product is annotated as olfactory receptor 142-like. The transcript has a single exon. Gene Ontology annotation, cellular component: membrane. Bases 221 to 1225 code for a protein of 334 amino acids. The record is from RefSeq and is a predicted model, not a curated record. Gene Ontology annotation, molecular function: olfactory receptor activity; G protein-coupled receptor activity. Lineage: Eukaryota; Metazoa; Chordata; Actinopteri; Cypriniformes; Xenocyprididae. Gene Ontology annotation, biological process: G protein-coupled receptor signaling pathway.
UUAGUAGAAGGUUGAGUAUAAACCUUUUCUCCCAUUUACUACAAUGUCUAAUUACUUUUUAAAUAUUAGUUCAAUAGGGUUAUAUCAAAGAACAUCUAAAAAUGUUAUUCAUAAAUGCACUGACUGGAAAUGAAAUAAUUAUUUGAAUAUUCUGUUAUAAUGUGCAUUUCUAUAACAGUUAUUCAUUACAGGUGACACAAAAAGCCAGACAGCAGCUAUCAUGAGCUCCAUGCAGUCAAACUCCUCAGCAAAUGUGACCUUUGUUCGUCCUGCAACAUUUUUCAUCAGUGGCUUUUCUAAUAUGCCACAUGCAAAAUACUACUAUGUGUUCUUGUCUUUGGUGUAUGUUGUGACUGUUUUAGGGAAUUCAUUUAUCAUGUAUAUCAUUUAUUUGGCCCGCAGACUUCACACAGCCAAAUACAUUGCUGUUUUCCAUCUAGCUCUUAUUGAUCUGUGUGAAAGCUCGGCUUUGAUUCCAAAAGUCAUAGACACGUUUUUAUUUGAGCACCAUGACAUUUCAUAUGAAGCGUGCUUGGAAAAUUCAUUUUUUGUAUAUCAUUUCAUGAACAUGGAGUCUAUGACACUACUUGUCUUGGCUUAUGACAGAUUGGUUGCUAUUUGUUUUCCUCUACAUUAUCAUGCCAUUGUAACAAGAAAAACAAUGUUUCUGAUCUUAGGUGUAAUGUGGAUUUUUUCUGUGAUAUAUUUUUCUGUACUUGUAGGUUUGGUGAAUAUACUCUCUUUUUGUAGAUCGAAUGUGAUUGAUAGUUAUUUUUGUGAUCAUGGCAUUAUCUAUAGACUAGCAUGUAAUGAUAAUUCUAUAAAUAUUCUGAUAGUAAAAAUUAAUUUUGGUCUCCUGAUUUGCACACCGCUGUUGCUGAUCUUCAUCUCAUAUUUCUGCAUUGGUCUGGCUUUGCUUAAGAUUGCUCAUGGUGCUGAACGGAUCAAAGCCAUGAAAACCUGCACCUCACAUUUCAUGUUGGUGGCAAUUGGUUAUAUCCCAUUUUUAAUUAAUAAUAUUGCAUCCUUAACAACACCUAUCCAUCCGAACAUCCGGUUAAUUAACAAUUCCCUGACGCAGACAAUACCACCUAUGCUGAAUCCCAUCAUAUACACUCUAAAGACAGAGGAGGUCAUGCAAUCCAUUAAAGAACUGUAUAAACAAAACAAGGUGAACACUACAAAAAGAAUGAAAUGUAGUAGGAGAAAUUCAAAACAAAAAUGACAGGUUUGAACCUAAUCAUCUGUGAUCAUUUAACAAAUAUCUAAUUUAACAAAGUUGACUGAUUUUGUAUGUUUGAUGUUGUAACAGAAACUGUGUCGUAAACAGGCCAAAUAUGUUUAAAACCUCUGGGCUGAAAGUUAGUAGAGUUGCUUUGUGAUUGCUUCCUUUGUUUGAAAACAACAUAAAAAAUUCAGUAAAAAUUCCAAA